AUGAAGAUAUACUUAAAAAUCAAUCAAGUGAAUAAAACUGUCAUUCAAGAACAAUUUUUAAUUAAUAUACUUGAUCGUAAACAAUUAAGUAAUAUACAAUUUGAAUUAGCACUUAAUCAAAAUAUGCAUCGAUGUCAAGUUAUUCAAACAAAUAUAUUAAGUGAUCAAAUAAAAAAUGCUAAAAUAGUAAAAGAAAAAGUUCAACGAAAAGUUGAUCAUGCUCUUUUAAAAAUAGAUGAAAAUAUACAAUCAUUUUCUAAACCAACACAAAUAUUAUCUCGUUUAACAUAUAAUAGUCUUGUUAAACAAUAUAAAUCUCUAAUUGAAAGUAAUCAAGAAUUAUUAAUCAUAGAUAAAAAUAUAAACAAUGAAUUAUUACCAAAUUUACGUUCAUUACUUGAACAAGGGUGUGGGUGUGGGUGUUCAUUAGAUCUUAUACGACAUAUAACAUAUAAUAUAUCAUUAUUAAUUAAAGAAAAUGGUUCAAUUGCUGAAAAACCAUUAAUGAAACAUUUUCAGCAACAACAAAUUUUAUUUCAUGUAGAUUUUCAAUUAUUACUUAUUCGUUAUGAUAUGAUAGCAUUAGAAGAUCUUAUGGUUCUAUUAAUUGUUAGUAAAUUAGCUAAACCUAAUGAAAUUAAAUCUUAUGCCAAAACAAUAUUCCGUCUUAAUUUAUUAAUUAUGAAAAAACAAUUAUGUACAACAGCAACUGAUCUUUUUCAAUUACUUUAUCAUGUUCUUAAACUUGAUCGUCUCAAACGAAUCAUUGAUAUGAUGACAAUAAUUAAAAACUAUAUACAUUCACAUCCAAUAAAUACAUUCAAUGCACUCAAACCAUUAAAAUUAGAAUUCGAUUUUAAUAAUUAUGAUAUGAAAUUUUUACAUGAUUUAAAACUUUUAAGUGAUAUAUGGUAUAAAAGAUAUUUAUUAUCACAAACAAAUGAAACAGAUCGAAUAGUUUCAGAAAUAAUUGAUGAAGAACAAGAACAAGAAGAUCAAAAUCAACAUAAAUUUCAUUCGGCAAUAGAUGAAGAUUUUGAUUUAGAUGCAUAUAAUGAAUUAUUCAAAACUAAAGAAUUACAAUCAAACAUCAGUGAACAGCAUAAACAAGAUUAUCUUGAAAUAGACAAACUUUAUAUUGAUGAUCAAUCAAUGAAAACUUCGGAAGAAAUACAACAAAUAAUUGAAGAAUCAUCAAGUGAAAAACGUUUAUCACAAAUUAGAACAUUAUCUCAAACAUCGAAAAAAGAUCAAAUAAGAAUCAUAGGUGAUUCAAAAUAUUUUAAUCAAAUUCCACAACAUGAAUACUUUGCAAUUCAACCUAUAUUUCGAACACAUCUUGAAGUAGCUAUUCGAACACUUGAUAUAGAUUUACAACUAAUAGGGCAAAUUUUUAAUGGUAAAACAUUAACAGAUAUUAUUCCUAAUAAACCAUCAAUUAUAAUAAAAACAUCUUUGCAAUCUAUGACACCGAUUGAAUUACAAAUUGAUAAAGAUAUAACAUUGAUUCGUAAUAAUUUAUCAACAAUAGCUAUGAAUAUGAAAAAUUUUGAUUAUUCAGGAAAUUUAAUAGAACAACCUUUAUGUCUUGUUGAUGAACAUAAUAUGCCAAUUUCAGAUGAACUUAAUCUUAUUAGAUUACCAUUUGAAUCAGAUCAUUUUCAUAUUUCAAAUGAUAAACAAAUUGUUGAUAAAAAUGAAAUAUCAUUAUCUGAACCAAUUACUUUUAAACAAUUGACAUUAGAAUCGAUUAAAUUUGAAUAUGUUGAUGAUGAUCGAAAAACUAUUCAAGUUAUUGAAAUAUCAUCAUCAUUCAAUAUAUAA
Molecule: messenger RNA, 1824 nt
Organism: Rotaria sp. Silwood1
Lineage: Eukaryota; Metazoa; Rotifera; Eurotatoria; Philodinida; Philodinidae
Source: the annotation of a GenBank genome assembly